AUGGAAAUAUUUGACAAUGAAAUGGGGCUUUAUACUCUGAUUGUGUUAGGGUUGGCUUUUCUUCAAGGAGCUGAAGCGGGAAAAAAGGUUUUCUGUUACUUCUCUAGCUCUUCGAAUGCGCGGGGUGGUAUCGGGAAGUUCUGGCCGGAAAAUAUCGACCCGUAUCUAUGUACUCAUCUCAUAUUUGCCUUUGCUGACAUCGCCGAGGGUGGCAAAGGCUUAGAGCCCAACAACUGGAACGACCUUGGCAAACAUGGUCUGUACAUGCGCACUCACAAGCUGAAGGAAAUAAAUCCCAAGUUGAAGUUGAUCCUGGCGGUGGGUGGCUGGAGGAUCGGUUCUCUCCCCUUCCUGCCUGUAAUAGCGACGUUGGAAUCAAUGCGGCUGUUUGCAGCGAGGGUAGUCCACUACUUGCGGCAUUAUGGAUUUGAUGGCAUGGACAUGGACUGGGAAUUCCCCGGGAUCAGAGGUAGCCAAGCGGAGGAUAAGUACAAAUUUACAGAACUAAUGAAGACAAUACAACGAGCAUUUGAAGUGGAUGCCCUCAGGCGGCGAGCUCCCAAACUGUUGCUGACCAUGGCGGCGGCGGCCAGCAAGUACUACGCAGAGAUAGCGUAUGAGCAGGACAAGCUGUGGCUGUAUGUUGACUACGUGUUGUUGAUGACGUACAAUUACCAUGGAGCUAACUGGGAGAAUGUGACCGGUCAUCACAGUGCUCUGCUCCCUCACAGGCUUGACAAAGAUGCGGAUCGACAACAUAACUUCGUAUGGUCAGUAGAGUACUGGCUCAGAAGUGGCAUUCCCCCGGAGAAGUUGUGCGUUGGGCUGGCCACCUACGGCAUAUCUUUCAAGUUGGCAGAUCCCAAACAUCACGGAGUCCGGGCCCCUGUGCUCGGUCCCGGAUCACCAGGCCCACACACAAAUGAAUCUGGGAUACUGGCAUAUUAUGAGAUUUGUGACGCCCUGGAAAACAGAGGAUGGCAGUUGGAGUGGAUUGAUGACCAGUAUGUUCCUUACGCUCACGGCCAAGGAGAUUGGGUGGGGUUUGAGAAUCAAGACAGCUUAAUCAUAAAGAUGAAUGAUGUUUUGAAGAGGGGAUUGGGUGGCGUCUUGGUCUGGUCAAUUGAGAUGGAUGACUUUACCGGUCAUUGUAACGAAGGCAGAUUUCCACUUUUAAGAGCAAUCAACAACGUCCUGAAACCUAGUUAUGAUUCAGACGAUCUCCUUGACGACGGACUUAACACGCCGAGAGGCUCUCCGCCAAGGGGUAAGGGUGGUCUGGGGAACAUCAAAAAAAGCGAGGACAUCGUCCAAGAUCGGCCUAAAAGCACGGAGGUGAAAGGUUCAAACAAAGUUGGUGGUCGACCGAAGGGGUCAUCGCAGCAGCUGGAAAGCGGUGGUCUCUCUGUUGGUCGCAAACAGAAACAGGGACCAACGUCCAGCGAAGGAGGUCUCAGUAGUCAAAACGAAAUGAGAAGGUUUUGGGGCAAUGACACGGAUAGGAAUGGAUCAAACCCAGUGACCACAGAAUAUCCUCCCACGGCGGUCAGCGAGACUCCGAUUUUCUGGAACCCUUGGAUUACGCAAUAUCCUCCUUCAUGGAACCGCCAAAACUCACAAGAAAAGACUAAAAAUAAUCGACAAGAUACAAAUUUAUCCUCAGAAAAUGGCGAUUUCAAACAGAUUCGGUCAAACUUUUCGGAGUGGGGCGAAAAUCAGACAUUUCCUAGUUUUAACAGUUCGAACAUUCAGGAUUUACGGAACAUGUCACGUGGGCCGCCAGGCGAGAUUCACUUCGAAACAACGACAACGUUCGAUAACGUUGGGUGGCCGGAGACUAACACAUCUGAGGAAGAUGAUGAUCCUCAAAACGAAACAAUCCCGGAAAAGGAAAAUAAAAUCGAAGGCAAGAAAGAAUCCGCAAGGAUACAGGAAAGACACAACCAUCAACACAAUGAUUCCAACAACAACAUUGAUAACGUUUUUAACAGCACAACCACAAUAGAAAUAAAGCUAAAUGACACGUCUCAGAUUGAUAAUCUUCAAAACAUUACAUCAAAAUCGGACGAUAAGCAUAAUAUGGACAAAAAUGUCGAUUCAAUAAUCGAAGAUUCUAUCUUAUCGAAUCAGAGCGAAUCAUCGACACCCUCAACAAAGACCAGACCGCAAGAGGUCCAGCAACCCGGCGAAACCCCAGAGUUCAGCGAGGACCUUGAGAAAAGCGAAAGUGAAUCCAAUGGUGAUGUCAGCGACUAUUCCUGGUAUGAUUACUGGGAUUCUGAACAUGAGGAUUCAGACUGGAGUGAAAGUGACUACGAUAGCGAAUACGAUUACUCUCAUGAAGGCGACUGGUACGACUACAGCUCUGAGUAUUACGACUCAGACUACGGCUCUGAGGACUAUUACUACAGCGAACCCGGGGAAUUUCAAGAAGAGCCGUCGACAUCCACAGAGAGUCACGACGUGGACCAUCACGAAAACAUAUACGAUUUUGACUGCAACGAGCAUGGACUGGGUAUCUACAAGGACCCCACGUCUUGUAUUCACUUCAUCAUGUGUGUGCCCAUGACAAUAUGGCACCUUGGACCCCUCAAGAUGGACUGUCCCUCGGGUACGAGAUUUGACGAUAAUCUCAAAGUGUGUAACUAUGAGUACAUGAUACCGUGUGAUGAUUAA
Messenger RNA from Liolophura sinensis, 2676 nucleotides. RefSeq lists its product as uncharacterized. Gene Ontology annotation, biological process: carbohydrate metabolic process; chitin catabolic process. The transcript is spliced from 11 exons. Gene Ontology annotation, molecular function: chitin binding; chitinase activity. Lineage: Eukaryota; Metazoa; Mollusca; Polyplacophora; Chitonida; Chitonidae. The record is from RefSeq and is a predicted model, not a curated record. Gene Ontology annotation, cellular component: extracellular region. Bases 1 to 2676 code for a protein of 891 amino acids.